Messenger RNA from Coffea eugenioides, 695 nucleotides. RefSeq lists its product as uncharacterized. The transcript is spliced from 3 exons. The record is from RefSeq and is a predicted model, not a curated record. NCBI's taxonomy places the organism in Eukaryota, Viridiplantae, Streptophyta, Magnoliopsida, Gentianales, Rubiaceae. The coding region runs from base 149 to 409 and encodes 86 amino acids.
GAUGAAACUGCCCAGGCUUGGUAAAAUAUAGGGACCAAAUGGAGCAAUAUCGAAAGAUUGAAAUUCAUUCCCAUAAAUGAAAGAGAUACAUACACUGUAGGUUGUAGCUUCAAUUGAGCAGAAGAACAAGGAGAAGAAGAGGAAGAAGAUGAGUGAAAGGCCAGUACCAAGAAGAGAAAGUCCAUGGGGAAUGCCUGAGGGUGACCACAGACAACCAAAGCCCCAUAGAUGCAAUGACCGUGCUGAAGAUGUUAUCCAAGCAUGCUUUGAAGGUAAUCCUUUUAAAACGGUUCCAGGGCCUUUCAAGCUAUUCUGGCAGUGCAUGCGUUCCAAACCUGGGGAAGAACCUACUGAGCCAUUCUACUACUUGGAAUUUGAACCUCCCCAAAGAGAAGUGAAACUUGAGUAAAAAUUCUAUCAAAAGUUUCUUUUGUGCUACAUAUCAGUCUCUUUGUCAAAUGAUUAGGUGUAGCUUAUCCAGAACCAUCAGUAGUCUGGCCACUAUCCAAAAAAAGAUGGAAAUAAAAUGGUUUUUGUCAGUAACUUUGAACAAUAUGCUAGGAGUAUCUUCAGUUAUCAUAAGAACUUUGUUACAUUGCUAAUUUGAAUAUCAUAUGUUGUGCAAUCCUUGUAAUUUCCCUCGCGAAAAUGGGUGCAUUUUGUCAUUUUAUUGCUGCUAGAGUUUUGGAUGAACU